Molecule: messenger RNA, 1161 nt
Organism: Trichoderma breve
Lineage: Eukaryota; Fungi; Ascomycota; Sordariomycetes; Hypocreales; Hypocreaceae
Exons: 4
Coding region: 1-1161 (386 amino acids)
Biological process (GO): response to oxidative stress
Cellular component (GO): cytoplasm
Source: RefSeq, a predicted model, not a curated record
AUGUUCAACUGGGCAAAGCAGCAGCUGGCCAACGUCGCCGGCACCCAAGAGCCCAUCUAUGGCCCGUCUGCCAUCAAGUCCGUUGCCCAAGAGGCAAAGGAGACCAACACGCCGUAUAGCGAGCUGACCAGGGCCGACCACACCUGGCUGGCGCUGGACAAGACAUGCGUCGAAAACCAAGUCUUUUACUUCUUUGCUGAGAAUGGCACCAUUGCCAUGGCCCAGGUCAUCUACAGCAACGUUGCCGGCCUCAAAGUUACCUGCCAGUUCAACGCCAAGAUCUUCUCCCGUGAUCCGGCGAAGCCGCACCUGUGGUGUUCGAACCCGCUUAGCAACGUCGCCUUCAACGAGGACAAGACGUCCUUCUACGCCGAUGACUGCGCUGUCGAGCUCUCCGAGGACGGUAACUCUUACACAAUCAAGAGCAUGAACGAUGAGAGGGCGCUUGUCAACCUCAAGGUUACCAGAGCUGCCCCCGGCUUCCAAGCCGGCAAGACGGGUACUUCGUUGUAUGGCACAGAUCUCAAGAACCCUUGGGGCUCGAUGCGCCAUGCAUUCUGGCCGCGCUGCUCAGCUGAGGGUACCAUCACUACCAAGGAGGGCCCAGUGGACCUCAAGGGCCAGGCCAUUUACAUCUACGCUCUGCAGGGCAUGAAGCCGCAUCACGCGGCCGCAAAAUGGAACUUUGCCAACUUCCAGGGCCCCAGCCACACUGCCGUCAUGAUGGAGUUCACCACCCCUCCUUCUUACGGCAACACCGUCGUCAAUGUCGGCGCCCUUGUCAAGGACGGCGAGAUUAUUGCCGUUAGCACCGAGAACAACAAGGUCACGCACAAGGCCUCUAAGAAGGACGCCACCAGCGAUUGGCCUGAGCCCACUCAGGUUGAAUUCUCAUGGUCAGCAUCCACCAAGGACGGCAAGCCUGUCACGGCUGUCAUUGAUGCCGCCCUUGGCGACCGCGUAGACAGGGUUGACGUCAUGGCCGAGGUGCCCGGAUUCGUCAAGACCAUUGUAGCUGCUGCUGCUGGAACGAAGCCUUACAUUUACCAGUUUGCCCCCAAGACCACCUUGAAACUCAAGGUUGGCGAUGAGGAGAUUUCUGAGGAAGGUCAGCUCUUCACAGAGGCCACCUUUAUCUCCGACCUCGCUGCCUCUGGAUAA